Bactrocera dorsalis (oriental fruit fly) is the source of this 1994-nucleotide messenger RNA. Its product is annotated as trypsin beta. Gene Ontology annotation, biological process: proteolysis. The record is from RefSeq and is a predicted model, not a curated record. Bases 911 to 1669 code for a protein of 252 amino acids. The transcript has a single exon. Gene Ontology annotation, molecular function: serine-type endopeptidase activity. NCBI's taxonomy places the organism in Eukaryota, Metazoa, Arthropoda, Insecta, Diptera, Tephritidae.
AUAAAUGUGACUGACAGUACUACCAACCGAAAAAAAAAUAAUUCUCCAAACUCUUCGACGCGCACAGUUUAAAUUCAAAUGUCGCCUUAGUUUUUGGGCACAGAGUAUUUUGCUCCAAGGCCUAAAUCGAAGGAGGAUUGUCCGCAUAUACUGUAGACUUUACAUAUUCCCACAUCUUGGUGGCCAAUCGAGCGACGCAAAACGUGAAAUUAUCUGCUCAUACUCUUACAUACUCUUUGAGGCAGAAAUUGGCCUCAUCGCUGAACUAAAUUUGACUAGAAAACGGUUCUUCGUGGAACUUUUCAAGAGCCCAUAGAGAGAAGCGAUGUCACUUGGGACGGUCGAGCGGCUUCAGUUCUUGCACAAGCUGUGUUUUGUACACUUUCGAUUUCAAAUCUCGAAGUAAAAUGCGUCAAAUCGCCAAAGGAAAUUGGAAAUGCUUUUAGAAUAAAAUCUUGAAAUAAGCUCUUUAUGCACUUGAGCUAGUUAUGUAUGUCUUCCGGUGUAGACGGGGUUAAAAGAGCGUUGCAAUAAUAACUCGGUUUUCGUUUUUUAUUUUUAAUUAUAGUAAACAACCGCAGCCUUGGUUAGAGAGAUAGGCAGACAGACAGGCCAUGAUUCGUGCUAGAUACUUGAUUUUGGGUUUUUGAAUCUCAAAUGCAACUGUGCAAACAUUAAAAUAACGGGCGACCUUUAGUUUACUUUGCAAAAAGUUAGGAAAUUGCAAAAAAGUAAUUAGAAAUGAAGCAAAAAACAUUUGCACUUCCGACAAAUGUUUUGAUAUUUGAACAAAGUUCCUCGCAUCUUAAAGCGUUGCGCGUCAGACAAAUUUUGCAAAAUACUUUGCAAAACCGUUAGUUUUCUGUAUAGUCUUAAACUAUAAGCAUUGCAAGCAGAAAGCGUAAGCGAAAUGAAGUUAAACUACAAGCUCACAUUACUAAUGCUGAUCAGCUGUCUGUACGGCACUACCAAUGCCCAGAAGCGUAUUGUCGGUGGCACAACCACGAAAAUCUCAAAAUAUCCGUAUAUGUUAGGGCUACUACAAGAUGGAAAAUACUUUUGUGCGGGUUCACUUAUUACCAGAAAAAAUGCGCUCUCAGCGGCGCAUUGUGUGUACGAUAAGCAAGCUUCGCAACUCAUUGUUCAGGGCGGUGUUACGGAUCUAGGACAGAAAGGACAGCGUCGAGGUGUGAAUCGUAUGUGGAUUCCGGAAGGAUUCGAUAUAACUCCCAACGAUUUCGACGUCGCCGUGCUCGAGUUCCGCAAACCCAUGGUUCUCGGUGUGAAUGUGGCCAUCAUACCGCUGGCCAAGAGCCGCAUUAGAGCUGGCAUGCGGAUGCGUGUCUGCGGCUGGGGAAAGACAAGCGAAAACGCGCAAACCGCCGCAACUAAACUACAUACGGUUGUUGUGCAGAUCAUUGGUGGCGACAAGUGUGCCACUCAGUAUAAAAAGUCCAACACAAAAAUAACAUCAACAAUGUUGUGUGCCGGACAUGGCGAUAAAGAUGCAUGCACCGGUGAUUCCGGCGCACCAGCAGUUGUUAAUGGUAAGCAGUAUGGCAUAGUGUCUUUCGGCAAUGGUUGUGGACGUAAGGAGUAUCCGGGUGUCUAUACAAAAAUAAUGAAUGUAGAUGUGCGCAACUUCAUUUACGAUUGCAUUCGAGGUUGAUUUUUACUUAAUACUAUUAAAAUGAAGUUUGAAAUAUGUAGAUAUAUCUUCAUAUUGUUUUUAUUUUGGUAAUAAAUGUUUUGUUUUUGUAAUAGACAUUUGGCUUUUGUAAACUUAGAGGGUUAACUGAGCUGGAAAACUCAACACAACGACUGUCAAACUCUAAAAGAGGACAAGGACAGUAUUAAGCGAUUCAGAGGUGCUCCAAAGUGGUGUGUAAAGCAAGUCAAAGGAACUUUUGUUAAACGCUAGUUUACUAGAAAAUUUUCAGGAGUUUCUGAUUUAGUGUUGAACUCGAAGUUUUGGUUUAGUGUUAAACUCGAGU